Solanum stenotomum is the source of this 881-nucleotide messenger RNA. RefSeq names its product transcription factor HEC3-like. Bases 57 to 881 code for a protein of 274 amino acids. The transcript has a single exon. The record is from RefSeq and is a predicted model, not a curated record. Gene Ontology annotation, molecular function: DNA-binding transcription factor activity; protein dimerization activity. Gene Ontology annotation, biological process: regulation of DNA-templated transcription. Lineage: Eukaryota; Viridiplantae; Streptophyta; Magnoliopsida; Solanales; Solanaceae.
UUCUUCUUCUUCUUCUCUUCUUUCUCCAUAUAUUCACCAUUUAUAUUCUUCUUACCAUGGAUAUCAACCACAUUAAACUCACUACCUCCACUUGGGAACCAACCAUGUCCAAUAUGGACAACGAACAUGUCUUCCGCGACCAACAACAACCAUGCUUGUCCAGUAUACCAAACGACCAUGUCUACCACAACCAUCAACAACAACAACAACAACAAUUUCAUUUCGAACAUAACCCUAUUUGGCCUAGUUUUCCUCUUCAAAACCCUCAACACCAUCACCUCCCCUCUUCCUCAAGCCAACAACAACAACAACAACAAGAAGUUGUUCCUUUUGCUCAUGUUUUAAACAACCAUGUUCAAACACUAAUAGAGGAUCAUAACGAUCAAGAACACAAUGAUCAAGAUGAAGAUGAAGAAGAAGAAGAGGAGCUAGGAGCCAUGAAAGAAAUGAUGUUCAAAAUUGCAUCUAUGCAACCAGUAGAUAUUGAUCCAUCCACUAUUCGAAAACCUAAAAGACGAAACGUACGUAUUAGCAACGAUCCACAAAGCGUAGCAGCCAGGCUUCGCCGCGAAAGAAUAAGUGAAAAAAUAAGGAUCUUGCAAAGAUUAGUCCCCGGUGGAACAAAAAUGGACACUGCAUCCAUGUUAGACGAAGCAAUUCGCUAUGUUAAGUUCUUAAAAAGGCAAAUCCGUAACUUACAAUCAUCAAAUCAUAACCUCCCACCAACACAGAUAUCAGGACCGUCAUGCCCUAAUAAUGAAAAUUGGGCAAAUAUUGUCACACCAAGUACAAAAGGUCUAAUUCUUGGCUCAUCUAGUAAUGUUACAACUUUUGUUGGUAACACUACAUCGGAUCCUACUUAUGAGGUAAUUGGUAAUUGA